Messenger RNA from Staurois parvus, 321 nucleotides. Lineage: Eukaryota; Metazoa; Chordata; Amphibia; Anura; Ranidae. The record is from the annotation of a GenBank genome assembly.
AUUGGGGCUGUUCACAAGGAGUUGGCCUGUUUCAAGGUAAUUUCUUCCCCGCACUACUCCGUGGUUUUGGAAUAUCCCUGGCUUCAGAAGCACAAUCCGACCUUUGAUUGGCGAUCGGUCGAGAUUCUCUCAUGGUCACCGCAGUGUGGGGCCGGGUGCAUCCGUUGCCUUUUUGGGCUACAUCAUUUCCGCGGUGGGUUUUUCCAUGGACCCUCAGAUGGUUUCGGCGGUUGUGCAGUGGCCUCGUCCCAAUGGUCUUCGGCUUUUUGGGAUUCGCCAACUAUUAUCAGGUUUAUCAGGAACUUCUCCACACUGGCCAAG